Messenger RNA from Mesocricetus auratus (golden hamster), 374 nucleotides. RefSeq names its product 60S acidic ribosomal protein P2-like. Gene Ontology annotation, molecular function: structural constituent of ribosome. NCBI's taxonomy places the organism in Eukaryota, Metazoa, Chordata, Mammalia, Rodentia, Cricetidae. Gene Ontology annotation, cellular component: ribosome; cytosolic large ribosomal subunit. Gene Ontology annotation, biological process: cytoplasmic translational elongation. The record is from RefSeq and is a predicted model, not a curated record. The transcript has a single exon. Bases 24 to 359 code for a protein of 111 amino acids.
AAUAAUGGGUGAGGCCUGUCCGCAUGCGCUACGUCGCCUCUUACCUGCUUGUCGCCCUUGGGGGCAACUCCUCUCCCAGCGCCAAAGACAUUAAGAAGAUACUAGAAAGCGUGGGCAUUGAGGCAGACAAUGACCGGCUCAACAAGGUAAUCAGUGAGCUGAAUGGAAAAAACAUUGAGGAUGUCAUCGCCCAGGGUGUUGGCAAACUUGCUAGUAUGCCUGCUGGUGGAGCUGUGGCUGUUUCUGCUGCCCCUGGCUCUGCAGCUCCUGCUGCUAGUUCUGCCCCUGCUGCAGCAGAGGAGAAGAAAGACGAGUCCGAAGAGUCGGAUGAUGACAUGGGAUUUGGCUUGUUUGAUUAAAUUCCUGCUCCCCUG